AUGACAGCGGAAAGUGACCGGCAGCGGUUUUCAAGGUACGUUUUAGAAAUAUCGCAGGUACAGCGAAAUCAUGUGGCAGAUAGAAUAGAACAGCUCGCUCAUCACGAGAGGCUCUCGUGGCAGUACUUCUUCGGCUGCAUCGCUUUUUCCACCGGAGGUGUUCUGGCCGCAUUCAAAGCGUGGGGACCACGGCACAUUUUCAAAAAUAGCAUGUAUUACGCCCGGCCCUUGCCUCCUGCCAUCAGCAUGGGAGUAGUGCUGUACGGAAUCACGUUCACGUGUCGCGGAAUGUUGAUGCGAAAUCGUAUUUGCAUCAUGAUAGAGGACUACGAGUACGAGUUGAAGCGAGUGAAAGCGCAUCACUGCGAAGAAGGGGUGACGCAGCUGGCAUGGCUUGAAUUUGUUUUGGAUCAACUGAAGCAAGGGUCAGAGCAACGCUUCGAUUUUCAAAAGCUGCGAGAGACCCCCGCGAUUCGGUGA
Messenger RNA from Leishmania mexicana MHOM/GT/2001/U1103, 480 nucleotides. RefSeq lists its product as hypothetical. The transcript has a single exon. The coding region runs from base 1 to 480 and encodes 159 amino acids. Lineage: Eukaryota; Euglenozoa; Kinetoplastea; Trypanosomatida; Trypanosomatidae. The record is from RefSeq and is a predicted model, not a curated record.